Paramecium pentaurelia is the source of this 1161-nucleotide messenger RNA. NCBI's taxonomy places the organism in Eukaryota, Ciliophora, Oligohymenophorea, Peniculida, Parameciidae. The record is from the annotation of a GenBank genome assembly.
GGUAAUUUUGUAUUAGUAUAUUUUUAGACUUUUGUAUUAGGUAUGUAUCAAUUUGUUUACACUUUGGGAUUUGUACUUUGUAUUUGGUUUGCACCACAAAUCACAUCAGUAGGAGCAUCAAAUACUAUUGCUAUUUUGGCAACAACUUUAGGAAUGUUAAUGUCUAUUGUUGCUAUUGAUAUAGAUGUUGAUGCAUAAUCAGCAAUAUUAAAUAAAGGAGCAAAGUAUUUUAAAAAGCAUCAUGAGAAACUAAAAAGUUCUACAUUACAUUAAUAAUAAUAAUAAUAAUAAUAAUAAAUAGAAGGAGAAGAAAUAUAAGUAGAUUAAUUACAUCAUUAAGAAGAUUAAAUGGCUGUUGAAUAAGUAUAUUCUGAAAUAUUGCCUUAAACAUUUUUUGAGAAAUAUUUUGGAUUUUUUAAUAAAAAUCAAUAUCCCUCCAUAUAUUGGUAUUUAUUAUGGUUUUAUUCUUUCGCAUCUACUUCUGUUUUAGUAUUAGUAGAUUAUGCUUAAGAAUUUUUAUAUGACAAAUGGUUGAUAGCAAUAGACAAUGGAGAAACAUUAGCUUGGAAAUUAGUAACUCUUAUGUGGUUAUUUUCAGGAGUUAUUACACCAUUAUUAGGUUUUGUUAUUGAUAAAUAUGGAUAAAGAUCUUCCCUUGUAAUUAUAAUAAUUAUUAUAUUAUAGACAAUAUUUUCAGGUUUGAUGGCUAUAUGGGCACAUAUCUUAGUACUCUUACAAUCCCCAUUCGAAGGACUUCUUUUAUUAGGAUUAUCAUUUUCAUUAUCUUAUACAACAGUUUGGAGUGGAGUGUUAUAUUUGACAUAACCAAAUACACAUGGUAGAAGUCUAUCUUUGUUUGUUUGUCUAUAAAAUUUUGGUAUUACAAUUACUCCAUUUAUUUGCAAAUUUCUAGAAUAGUAAAAUAAAUUAAAUUGAUAUUAAUAGAUUGACAUCAUCCACAGUUGUUACUGAGAUAUUUUUAUUAGUCUUAGCUAUUUUAGCAAUGUUCAUAUCAUUAAUGGUAUAUAGUGAAGAUAAGAAAUUCGUCAAUCUUAUAGAUAGAGGUCUUGAAGUUGUAAGUGAAGUUUUCACAGAGUAUGAUAUAUAUAGUAAUUUAACAAAGACCCUCUUCCAAAUUAAGAAGCAAGGAGCAUAUCUGAA